AUGAAUUGGUUAUUACCUGAAGAAAAUCUUGAUGACUUAUUCAACUCUAUCGAUUUACAAGACAUUGAUGAUGACAAUGAUGAUACCACCAUUGGUGAGGUAGAAGAUUGGAAAGCCAAACUUCAACACCUCGAGCCUCCUCCCAUGGAUGUCUUUACAAGUUUUCCCUCUGAGUUCACCUCCUCUUGUGGCGUUAACAAGCUUAGCCGUGUGGGGACAGUACCUGGUUUGAAACAGUCUGGUGCAGCAUCAGUUCCUGAUACCAAAAUCUCAAAGACGUUUCAGUCUUUAAGCCCAGUGUCAGUUCUUGAAAGCAGCGGCGCUUCUUUGACUUCCCCAGUGAAAGGCAUGAGAAGCAGGCGUAAACGCCCCACAACAGUGAGAUUCAAAUACCUUCACGAGUUUGAACUCAUUAAGCCUGAGAAGUUAACUCUGGUCGGAUCAGGAACAAGGACUUACUAUGAUUUUGAGCAACACGCCAAGAAGAAACGCAAGAUUUCAUCUAAAGUGGCAAGAAAAUGCACUCAUUGUGAGACAACCGAGACUCCUCAGUGGAGGGAAGGGCCCAAUGGGCCAAAGACACUCUGCAACGCUUGCGGUGUCAGGUUCAGAUCAGGACGUCUAGUUCCAGAGUACAGACCAGCUUCAAGCCCAACCUUCAUCCCAUCUGUGCAUUCAAACUCACACAGGAAGAUCAUAGAGAUGAGGAGGAAGGAAGGUGAUCAGUUCCAUACUAGCAUGAUUCAUGGAGUGAUAUCCACAGCAUAA
Molecule: messenger RNA, 768 nt
Organism: Eruca vesicaria subsp. sativa (arugula)
Lineage: Eukaryota; Viridiplantae; Streptophyta; Magnoliopsida; Brassicales; Brassicaceae
Source: the annotation of a GenBank genome assembly